This is a messenger RNA of Oryza sativa Japonica Group (Japanese rice), 1948 nucleotides long. Its product is annotated as F-box/LRR-repeat protein At3g26922. Gene Ontology annotation, molecular function: protein binding. The record is from RefSeq and is a predicted model, not a curated record. Lineage: Eukaryota; Viridiplantae; Streptophyta; Magnoliopsida; Poales; Poaceae.
UACCUAGGGCAACGCCGCCACCGACACAGUCACAUUCACCUGCGUGUUCCGGACUCUGCGCUCCCCUUGGAUAUGGACGCGACCGAUCCGCCGCCGCCGCCGCCGCCGCUCACCAGGAAGAGGGGAAGGGAGGCGAGGAAGAGCAAGGAAGCAGCGCCACCACGCGAGCCGAGAAGGGCUCGCAGUCGCAGCCAUGUUCCACCGCCGCCUGGAGCCGGAGACGGACGGGGAGGAGACGGCGAGGAGGACGUCGGCUUCGAUCUCAUCAGCCGCCUCCCCGACGCCGUCCUCGGCGACAUCAUCUCGCGCCUUCCCACCAAGGACGGCGGGAAGACCAGAGCCCUGUCCAAACGGUGGCGCCCCGUCUGGCGCACCGCGCCGCUCAACCUCGACGCCGGUGAUCUCGCCCCCGACGCCAACGGGGCGGCGCUGGCCGUCCUCGUCACCCAGAUACUCCUCGUUCACGCGGGGCCCGUACGCCGCUUCUGCAUCCCCGCGCAGCAGAUCCACGAGCGCCCCGCCAUGGUCGAAGGCUGGCUCGGAUCGCGGAGAUUCAAAAACCUGGAGGAGCUCGAGUUCACCGUCCCGGAAGACCCCUUCUACGGGAGAUCAUUCUUGCUGCUCCCGCCCCCGCCGUCCACCUUCCGCUUCUCGGCCACCCUCCGUGUCGCCGCCAUUAGCCAAUGCAGCCUCCCAGACUGCACAGCCACCCUCGCGCUUCGGUUCCCGCAGCUCAGGCUGCUCUCCCUCCAGGAAGUCAUCGUCUCCGAGCAUUCUCUCCAUAGCAUCAUCGCCGGCUGCCCUGCACUGGAGGGGUUGCUGCUCAAACGUUCCUUCGGAUUCCGAUGCCUCCGCAUCAAUUCCCCUACCAUUAGAAGCGUCGCCUUCCAUUCCCCAUGCUGUGGAGAUCACUGUGUAUGGAAGGUGGGUUUCCACUUGGAAGAGGUGGUCAUCGAGGAUGCUCCAUGUCUUGAAAGGUUGAUCCAUAUUGAACGUGCAAUGGGAUUGGGCGUUAAUGUAACCGUGAUCGCGGCGCCCAAACUGGAGGCCUGCGUCCUAGACGACCUUGAUGACGGCUAUUACCGACUCGAUUUCGGCAAGGUGGUUUUUAAGGGAUUUGCGGUUAUUAACUACACAACACCAGUGUCGAGCAUCAAGAUUUUAGCCCUCAUCAGGGAUAAUCUCAGGUUGGACAGGGUUAUCGAGUUAAUGAGAUGCUUUCAGUGCUUGGAGAAAUUGUACAUCACGGCAUCCCAUUAUGGGGCAACUUAUUGCUGGCGCCGCAAACAUUGGAGAAAACUCAAAAGCCUUGACAUAUGUCUGAAGACAUUAGUGCUGGAUAAUUAUCGUGGCUUGAAAUCACAAAUUAACUUUGCCACAUUCUUCAUAAGGAAUGCGACUAAGCUUGAGAAUAUGAUAUUUACAGGUGGUCGUAGCAAUGGUAACGCAUAUUUUAUUGCACGACAGCAAAAGCUGCUGGAGUUUGAGAAAAGGGCUUCAAAAACUGCUCACUUUCAUUUUACAACCAAGAAAUGCUAUUAUGAUUGGGUGCAUAUCAAGGAUGUCCAUGAUUUGUCUAUUGCUGAUCCUUUUGAAUGUACCUGUUGAGACUGAUGAGUAGAAUUAUUGUAAGAUGGUUCAACUGGGAAAGAGGACUUUGGAGAGUUGCUCGUUUUGAAUUUAAGACUGAUGGAUACUGUCACUGAGCUGAAAAUCUAUAUUGAUCAUGUUGUAGAUUUGCCUUAAUUGCUGUACAUACCUUUGGAUGUUGUUGAAACAAGGUUUGAUGUAUUGAGCUGUUGUUUCAUUCAGAUACCUUUGAAUAUUGUUGAAAAAGAUUGAUGUAUUGAGCAGUUGUUUCGCUCAGAUACUACUUUUUUUAUUUUUUUACCAAUUUCUGUUGUAAUAAUACUUGUUAAAAAAAUUGUUGUCAAUGGCAGUUUAGCUG